Chelmon rostratus (copperband butterflyfish) is the source of this 3944-nucleotide messenger RNA. RefSeq names its product DENN domain-containing protein 2A-like. Gene Ontology annotation, biological process: retrograde transport, endosome to Golgi. NCBI's taxonomy places the organism in Eukaryota, Metazoa, Chordata, Actinopteri, Chaetodontiformes, Chaetodontidae. Gene Ontology annotation, cellular component: actin cytoskeleton. The record is from RefSeq and is a predicted model, not a curated record. The transcript has 20 exons. Bases 208 to 3375 code for a protein of 1055 amino acids.
UCAAUGAAACAACUGGCAACUCACAUCAAGGCUUAAAUCAAGAUAGAAGAAAACGACUGCAGACUAUUCAACCUGGACAUACACCACACCACGGUGGUUUGGAGGUUAUAAAAAUGGAUACUGUUAUAGCAGCAUCGGUUGCACUUUGCUCCCACUUUACUAACGAAUGCAUGGAAACUGUACGACAGAAGGAGGGGUACAGUGAUCAUGGAGGCCACUAAGAUAAUGACAACCAGGCCGGACUGCAUCUACUCCACUGUCAACAGGCUGAAGAAGGGCUGUCGUGGUGAGAUAAGUGGUUUCCCUAUUGCUUCAUUGGAAAACAAGGGAGCUACGCAAAGAAGAGAGGGGGCACCAAAACUCCCCUUUGCCCCAUUAGACAACCUGAGCAACAAGAGGGAAGAAUCACCCGUGAUGGCUCACAGAAGGCCGACCUUUGACUCUCACAGCAAUGAGAGCAAACUACCCAGAUCCAAUGGAGGCAACAUCAAGGACAAGAUUUCUCUGUGGGAGGGGAAGGAACCCACUCAUUCACCCGUUACCUCAGGUCCUUUGGGCCAGUGCGCCAGCGUAAAAAGGACAGAAUCCCUGACAAAAAGCAACAGUAAGACUACUGAAGAGCAGAAUGCAGAGUGCUGCAGGACCAUAGCCUAUAUGGAAAAAGAAAAUCUUGGGAAAGCAAAUGGGGAUUCAAGACCUUGUUCACCUGCUGAAGCUGGGAAACAGCAAAGAGGGACGCUCAGGGGUAGCAAAUCCAGUGAGAACCGAAAGGGAGAGGAUUGCAGUAGAGUUGUCCACAAGGAAAAGCAGGAUCAUGAGAAAGAGAAUGUGGAAAAACUUCAGGCUUCGAGGCCUUGUUCGCCUGCGGUGGCGGGACAGCAGCAGGUGGGGACGUUGAGGAAAAGCAAUGACAGGAGAACGGGCGAACAAACCAACCCGGAGAAGAGAGCUGUGUUCACUCUGUUCAAAAAGCUGGAGGCUAUGGGGGACAACCACGGGAAAACUCCUACAGAGCUCGGAAACUACUUCAGCCCACCGAGCAAGGACAAAUGGACGGAGGUGAAGAAGAAAGAGUCUGAAGUCAUUGGUCAAACUAGUGCAGUGACAUCCAGAGGGACCAAAGACGGAACGCGGCACCAGGAGAAUGUGUACACAGAGCCAGGGGCGCCCCCCAUCAACCCAGUCCCCAAACCCCAACGCACCUUCCAACAUCCAGCUACCGUCUCCAGCGGGAAGAGUGGGAGGCAGGGGAGAGGGCAGAGGAACCUCCCCCCGCUGCCCUCCGACUCUACAAAAACUUCCUCAAAACCUCCCUCUGGUGUCUACGGGAGACCCCGGGGUGAGAGAGUCCGAAACAACAUCAACAGGAAAUCCUUUGAGUUUGAAGACUUCACAGGGUCAACUAGUCCGCUCCUCUCUCCUGCAUUGUCUGAACAUCACUACGAGGACAUCCUCGACUCGUCCAAAGAGAACCCAUAUGAGGACAUAGAGUUGGAGAGUCAGUGCUCCCAGCAGUCUUUGCCCUCCUCUCCUGGCGCUGACAGUACCAAGACUUCAAGGCCUGGCUUCUUCAGGCAGAAUUCAGCCAGGAGCUUCAAGCUGCUGGACCUGCGGAGAACCAACCAGCCAACCCACAGCACCGGCAGCGGCGGGGUUUCAUCUCCACCCCAGCUCAGCCCGCCCUCCACUCCCACUGGGUCUGAACACUCUUCUUGGCUGCCCGGGGAUCCCUACAGCCGCACCUGUCGCAGGAUACCAACAGUUGUACUGCGAAUUAACAGCAUAUUUGAGGCUCGGAUCGGGAAGAAACAUCUACGGAGGAUCUAUCAUUACGCUGAGACAAGCUCGGGGAGAGUAACAGAUGAGAACAGUGAUUCUGAGAGUGAAGCUGAAGAAAGAGCAAAAGCCCAUCGUCAGCGUCUCGUGUCGGUCCAGUCCAUACUGAGCCAGCCAAGGCAGGCUCAAGUCCACUACAACGGCAACAAAAGCUCUCUGGAACAGGAGCUCCACCAGCGUCAGCUCUUUGAGUAUUUUCUAGUUGUGUCACUGCAGAAGUCGAAGGCUGGUGCCCACUAUCUGCCAGAGGUCACGCAGCAGUUCCCCCCAAAGCUGGAGCGGAGCUUCAAGUUCAUGAGGGAGACUGAGGACCAGCUGAGGAUCAUUCCUCAGUUCUGUUUCCCCGAUGCAAAGGACUGGGCGCCAGUGGAGCGCUACCCAAGCGAGAUGUUCGCUUUUGUUUUGACUGGAGAGGAUGGGAGCAGGAGGUUCGGAUACUGCCGGCGAUUACUGCCCAGUGGAAAAGGCAAACGCCUACCAGAGGUCUACUGUAUUGUUAGUCACCUCGGCUGUUUCAACCUGUUCUCUAAGGUGCUGGAUGAGGUGGAGCGGCGGAGGGCUUUGUCUCCGGCCCUUGUGCAGCCUUUUAUGAGAGCCAUCAUGGAGGCUCAGUUUCCAGCCCCGGGCAGGACCAUCACCAUUAAAACUUUCCUCCCCGGCUCAGGCACCGAGGUGAUGGAGCUCUGCCGACCCUCUGACUCCCGCCUGGAGCACGUGGACUUCGAGUGUCUGUUCUCCUGUCUGAGUCUGCGGCUGCUCCUCCGGGUGUUUGGCUCUCUGCUGUUGGAGCGAAGGGUCAUCUUCACCGCUGACAAGCUCAGUACUCUGUCCCAGUGCUGCCAUGCUGUUGUGGCGCUACUUUACCCCUUUGUAUGGCAGCACACUUACAUCCCUGUGCUGCCCUCGGCUAUGCUCGACAUCGUCUGCACGCCGACCCCGUUCAUCGUCGGCCUGCUGUCCAGUUCCCUGCCUCAGCUCACUGAGCUGCCCCUGGAGGAGGUUCUGGUUGUGGAUCUUGGAAACAGUCGGUUUCUCAGACAGUUGGACGAUGAAGACUCCAUCCUGCCGUCUAAGCUCCAAUCAGCCCUGGAGAACGUUCUGGAGAGGAGACGAGAGCUUGCUAAUGAGAGAGGAGGAGACACACCCAGUGACUCUGGCCAUCUUAGCACCGUUGUGUCCGAGGCCUUUGUCCGUUUCUUUGUGGAGCUGGUGGGCCACUAUCAACUCUUCAUCACCGGAGAACGGGAAGACGGCUACUCCUCCUCUUCCUCCUCCCCGGUCCCCUGCUCCUUCCAGCGCGAGGGCUUUCGUAAAGCGAUCCCAUCCAAGACUGUGCGCCGCUUCCUGGAGGUCUUCAUGGAGACCCAGAUGUUUGGCUGGUUCAUCCAGGAGAGAGAGCUCCACAGGCAGGCCCUGAGAGGACUGUUUGAAGUGAGGGUGCAGGAGUAUCUAGACUCCAUCCAUGAGAAUGAACACCGGAGGGUUAACAGGUUCCUCAAAGGCUUGGGAAACAAAAUGAAAUUUCUCUCCAAGAAAUAAUGGCACAGUAAUUGGACAAAAAGAGACAAAAAGAGAAGAAGAACAGAAAGAAGAAUGCAGAAAUCCAACAAAAAGAAAUGAUCAUUUGCGUGCUUUAUGAGAAACGCUCAUUCAUGGAUUCCUCAUCUGUGUCUGUUUGAGACUGAGGGUUUUGCACAAGGACUUGUAACUGGAUGGCUGUGGUGGAUCACCAAAGGAAAAUCCUGCUGUAUUUCAUAUAAAUAAAGAAACAUAGGACUGUAGAAUCACAGAAACUUUUAAGAGGUUCCUGGUUAGUUUGUUUUUAAAUUAUAUUCUUCAGCAUUCAUGAGCACAAAUAACACAAUGUGUAAAAAUAAAAUUGGUCUCUGCUACAUAUGGCAAGCAAAUUAAAGGGAAUACCUAAAUAAAUUAGUAAUUACUGUGAAUGCUUCUAUACAUGGCUCAAGGGGUCACCGAAUGGUUUGAAAAUUAGUUGAAUUAGAAGCUACGCAGUUUGGUGGUCACCCUUAGUGUGCACUGUGAGUUGACUGAAAGGUUCACAGUCAUAGUGUGUUCUGGAUCCACUAGGGGGCAGUAGUAUAUUUUCU